This is a messenger RNA of Schistosoma margrebowiei, 2034 nucleotides long. Lineage: Eukaryota; Metazoa; Platyhelminthes; Trematoda; Strigeidida; Schistosomatidae. The record is from the annotation of a GenBank genome assembly.
AUGGCUGGGAAGGUCGUUAAGCAGUUGGCUGGUAGUGGGACUGGUCAGAGCCUUUCGGACUUGAUGACAGCGAUGAAGUAUACUUUAUCAGGCUCUGUAGUUGUUAAAAUUAUUUGCAAAGCUACAACAGAAGAAAUGUGUGCUCCUAAAAGAAAACAUUUGUCCUAUCUUGUACAAUGUACGUUUGAACCUCGCCUUUCAGUCCCGGAUUUCGCCAACCAACUCGUCAUCCGCACACAACAUAGCAACUUGGUUGUUGUAUUCAAAGCAUUGCUGACGAUACACCACUUAAUGCAGUUUGGGAACGAGAGGUUUUCACAAUACAUCGCUUCAAAUAACUGCCAUUUCUAUGUACCAAGUUUACAUGAUCGCAACAGUGUUCAGGCCCAUGGAAUUUCCUUGUUUCUACGACCAUAUGCAAAAUAUCUGGAUGAAAAAGCAGCUUCUUAUCGUGAAGUAGCCUUCGACUUCUGUCGUUUAAAACGCGGGAAAGAAGAUGGUGAUAUACGAACAAUGCCUCAAGAUAAACUAAUGAAAACUUUACCAGUUAUUGAGAAACAAUUAGAUGCUCUACUUAUGUUCGAUGCUACACUUAAUGAAUUGUCCAAUUCACUUCUUCGAGUUGCUCAUUUAUCUCUUUAUCGAGAUUUAAUUCGUUUAUACGCUGUGUAUAAUGAGGGUAUGAUUAAUCUAAUUGGUCGAUAUUUCACUAUGUCCAAACGAGAUUGUCGGGUAUCGUUAGAGAUUUAUAAGAAUUUUCUUAAACGUAUGGAAUCUAUGAAUACAUUUGUUAGAGUUGCUGAGUCUGCUGAACCUGGAGGCACACCCUUAUCAAUUGAUUCAGAAAAUAAUCCUUUCAAGCCAGUCCCUCCAUCAGUUUUAGAAGCCCUUGAAGAACAUUUAACAUACUUAGAAGGUAUUAAACAAGUUGAAAAAAAAAUGACUAGUAAUAUAUCUCCAAAACCACAACCAACAACAAAUCUAUCAAUAUCCAAUAAUAAUAAUAAUGAUUUCGAAUCAUUAGAUUAUUCAACUGGAUCAGAUAAAUUUAUCUUAACUCCUACAGAACGUCAACGUAUUAUUGAAGAAGAACGUGCACGUUUAGAAUCAUUUGUAUCUACUGCAAGACAACAUAAAUUUUCAGAUCAUCAUCAUCAACAUGAUGAUCAAAAUAAUAUAAAUAUAAAUGAUAUAAAUCAACAAAAUUAUUAUUCAAUUAAAUCAGAUAAUGAUCAUUUUCUUGAUUUAUUAUCAUUUGAUGAAUUAUCUCAAACAAAUACUAAACAACAAUUCAAUGAUUCAUUAAUAUCUAUUGGACAAAAUUCCAUUAUAACAUCUGAAAAGAAUCUACUUGAUUUUAAUGAUGUUCCAACUAAUUCACUACCAUUCGGGUCGAAUAUAAGUUCACCAUUACUUCUCUCUGCUCAGUCAACUUCAACUCUAGUUCCUGUAGCGAUAUCCCCUGGUCAGUUGCGUUCUACAAAUCCAUUUUUAUUCAAUACUCAUCCUCAAUUAUCGAUUACAUCCAAAGACUUCAUGUUGAAUCAGCGAGUUUCUGCUAAUCCAACUUCCACAUCUCCACAAAUGCAGCCUAAUUCGAAUACUGUUCCGUCAAAAUCAUUAAUUUCAUUAGACGAUAAAAUUGCUCAAAUAGCUGGAAAUUUGUCUAUUUGUGACAGUUAUUCAUCCACACAAGCUGGUCGUAUUUAUCGUGCUCCCGAUGGAAGCUUAUCUACAAUCAAUUGGUCUGGAACUAUGCCAUGUGUUCAAGUUUCAACAGUAUCCAAUCAACAAAUGUCACAAGUUUCAACUAUUCAUCAAUCACCUUCUUUGAAUCAAAUAAUAGGUCCAGUUAGUACUAAUCAUCAACCAACUGCUUCGAUUCCAUUGAAUCCGACUAAUCCAUGGGCUGCAUCAGCUCAGUCUAAUAUUCCAUAUCAUAUUCAACCGUUUAUGAAUAAUCAUAUUCUAUUGAAUAAUCAUAAUAAUAAUAAUGGAAUAGUUCAUCGUUCAAUUAAUAAUCCAUUUCUUUGA